Molecule: messenger RNA, 674 nt
Organism: Fusarium redolens
Lineage: Eukaryota; Fungi; Ascomycota; Sordariomycetes; Hypocreales; Nectriaceae
Exons: 1
Coding region: 56-370 (104 amino acids)
Source: RefSeq, a predicted model, not a curated record
UUGGCAAUGCAAGUUCCAUCUUUAUUAGGCUUAGUCCAGCCUGCCGUCGCAACGGAUGACUUCCGGCCCCCGGAAAGCGUCAAGUACAUUGCUGACGCCAAUGCAGAUCAUACUAUCUGCUUCCUUCCCCUGCGGUUCGCGCACCAUUCUACAGCUCAAGCUGUCUCUCGUUUCCCUCUCAAUUCCAUACGCACGAUGGCUUCAACGCUUCGACAAAACCCCGACCGAGGUGGCUAGUGAGCCUCUUACCAAUCACGAUAUGAUGGCCAUAAUGAAGUCAACAACACACGAAAGAGGUGAAGGGAACGAUGAUGACCCGUGUAAGAACGAUGUCAUGAAGGAUGACGGGGUCGAUGAGACUACUGCUUGAAGCACAGUAAUUUUCCCAUAUUGUGCCGUCGACGUCGUAUGGUGUUGAUAAGAGAGAACGGGAAAGGGAGAGAAAGGGAAAGAGGGGAAAGUGCGGAGAUAAGGCUGACUAGCCAAAUCGAGACGCCCAGCAUUUUAUUGACUAGCCUCGUCUUACAAAACACGGAUUUGGUGGGGGACGGUCUAGCCCAAUCAGAACGAUAUGAGUGCUGAAGCAGCUUAUCUCACAACCCUGGCAAAUCCCAGCUAGGACAAUACCUAUCUUAUGCAUUACCAUCACAAUGCAACGCUCUUGGAUCGCUGAA